AUGGCCAUCAUUCCUCGGUAUUACUACAACCCGCGCUCUCAUAGUUGUGAACGAUUCAUAUAUGGAGGGUGUCAGGGCAACGCUAAUAACUUUGAGACUGUCGACGAGUGCAAGAGAUCAUGCAUGCGUAAGUGUAUUUAACAAUUAUUCCUCGAGCUCAAAUGGGCUCUGAGUCAAUAGCCCAUGAGGCCAAAGCCGAAUGGGCUAUUGACACAGAGGCUAUGAGGGUGAGAGGAAUAAUUGUUUUAGUCAAAUCCAACUAGUUAGUCAAAAAUUUCGAGAACAAACAACUGAAAACAAGACUUAAAUCCUUUUUUGCCGCCAAAAAUCCGGCGCUUUUCUCUACUUAAGUGGGCUAUAACAUAUAAGCUAGUAGUAGCUCAACCAAUCAGAACGCAGCAUUGAUAACCACUAGCUGGAUUUUUACUAAAUAUAGUUAUUUCUCUGUAUUAAACGAAGCGAUUUCAUUUCUGCCUUAGUUUGACAAUUUGCUUUAAACGUUGUGCAAACCAAUGCUCUCAAUGAACCUUCAGUCGCUUUAUCUGAGUUACAUUUUUGUUGGGAUUAUUUGCUUUCUCUUACCAAAAUGACCCCCAAAAAAUUCUACCCUAAACAUUUCUAGUUCCCAACUAUCUCGCCAUAACGGCUAUUUACAUCCAUCUACUUUCAGAAAGGUUUUAAAGGAGCUGUGUCACGGCAGUCCAGUUCAUUUUGUUUAAUUUUGCCAAUUACUCGCCCUCAAUCGCUAUUGAACUUAAAGUAAGCAAAGAAAUUGCAGGUAAAUGACAAAACCAGAGAUCCGAGACAAACAAAUGAGUCUCCUGAGCAUUAUUUUUGAAUUUGCAAGCAGCAGGGAUCAGCUUUGAAAAACUGUUAGGCUGAACAGUUUUCAAAAACCCUAAUUUCAAUCAGUUUCAAUCUUCUUCAGUUUUGCCCAUCCGUGGCACCUGUUGUUUCUGUUAUGUUAUUUUAACCUUCCUUUAAAGUUUGAAGCGGUUAUUUUUAUGUUUCUCCUAAAAUAACAGGCAUUUUGUAAUUUCGUAAUUUGGCUUAAUUUCGUGACACAGCUCCUUUAAGAGCCGCUUUUACUCGAAUAAAGGCCGCACCCAAUCAGAAGACUGCGGUGUCAAGAGAUUCGAAGAUUAUAAGAAAAAACUCAGUACAACUCGGCAAUCUCAUCCCAGGAAUAAUAUUACGAUUUUAUUUCAACAAAAAAACAAGACUUUGGAACUUAAAACAUCUUUCCGUUUUACAUAUCAUUUCUAUAGUUAUGAACUUGUUAAUAAUUCACCGUAAUUGUUGUUGGUGAUUUACUGAAAUUUGAUUCUGGAAUAAACAGAUUAACGCUAAAUAUUUAAUAAACGCCGCUGCACUUAAUCGAGUAAGUACAGUAAUUUGUCAUACUAACGGCCUGCCGCCUGGACGAACGGUAGCAAAAAAAUCGAAAACGUUUUCAGGAAAAUCAUUCAGUUCGGGGAAUCCUACAAGUUCCUACUAUCUGCCUUAUUUUUCAGGCGACAGUGAACUAGGACGCUGCAAUCUUCCUUUAAAGACUGGACUCUGUAAGGCGGCGAUUCCUCGGUUUUUCUACAAUCCACGGACUCAUGAGUGUGAACGUUUCACUUAUGGCGGAUGUCAGGGCAAUGCAAAUAACUUCAAGACUCUUGAAGACUGCGAGGUUUCUUGUGCGGGUAAGCAAACAUUAGUGAAUCUCCUCUAUAAUUUCUUCUCCGUGUGGAUUUCCUCUGUCGUCUAAUUUGCACGUACGUAAUUAAGGCGCACGUAAUUUUUACGCGCGUAAAUAGAAUAGAGGCGGUGUAUGAAUUAUAUUUACGCGCGUGAAAUUAACGUGCGCACGCAUGUUAAAAUAACGCGAAAGUGGAAAUCCACCUUAACCUACCAACUACAAUAUCUGCUAAGUUGUUCCUAGGGACAGGAGAGUAUUGUCUCCUGUAGUGACUAUUUCUUUAAGAAUGAUUUCCACUGACGCGUCAGUUAGCUAUGUACAUUUACGCACGUAAAUUUUAAUCACGUAAAUAAAGUGGAGUCAAGAUAUAAAGUGUUGAGAUUAAAAGUGAGGUUGAGCGAGUUUCUACUUUUACGCUUACGUGCGACCUUUCAUACAUUGCCUCUAUUUCAUUUGCGAACGUAAAUUUUACGCACGUACAAAUUACGUGACAGUGGAAAGUCAACCGUUACACUCAUAUCAAUCAAGGUCUGGUAAACUACUUUAUAAGCAGCACUGGAAAAGUGUUCAAAAAUCGCACCAGAAGUCAGGGCUUCGAUCGACAAACCUUUGCUUUUUACAAAUGCCAGUGACAAUGCUGAAGUCUCGAGAGUUUUCUUAUACAUUUUUAAAACGUUUUCAAAAUCAGAAACUGUUUGUUUAUCGUCUAUCUACUUACGUUGUGUUGAUUUACAAUUUGCAAAACUACGCACAAUUUAGUACUGAGAAUUCUGUCCUUGCAAACAGAAUGAACUCAAAACUUCUAUGGACGGUACUAUAAAAUACACUUAUAACAUACAUUUGAAAAUUACUAAAAUAUUGGUUUCAUUAUCUCAUUUCAGGUUCUAGCUGAAAUACAAGUGCAAUGUUGCUUUAAGUGCUAACGAUAAGGUUGAAUUGCACCCAGUUUUUUCCCCUUAAAUGAAAUUCUUGCUUUGAUCAUGUCUGUAAAGUUAUGGGACUAAAUGAAAUAAAUGAGUUAGAAAGGAAAUUAUCAUGAAAGAAUCAGAAAAGUUUUUAUUGUUGUCACAUAAGCCUGUCGAAUUUUUAUCUUCCGAUUCUGUCCAUUUAAUUUUUCUUUUAACUUAAUUAAAUGAAUUAAAGAAGGGAAACGUAAAUAUUCAGAGAAUUCGUACUGGCUAAACGAAACGGCACGCAUCACAACCACCAGUCUGGAAUAAGCUGACAAGGGGAUUUUUUCACUCAAAAGAAGGUAUCGCUACAGCCACCGAAAAUUAG
Messenger RNA from Porites lobata, 2965 nucleotides. Lineage: Eukaryota; Metazoa; Cnidaria; Anthozoa; Scleractinia; Poritidae. The record is from the annotation of a GenBank genome assembly.